Messenger RNA from Pelodiscus sinensis (Chinese soft-shelled turtle), 3765 nucleotides. RefSeq names its product transient receptor potential cation channel subfamily C member 1 (gene TRPC1). Gene Ontology annotation, molecular function: protein binding; store-operated calcium channel activity; inositol 1,4,5 trisphosphate binding. Gene Ontology annotation, biological process: regulation of cytosolic calcium ion concentration; calcium ion transmembrane transport. Gene Ontology annotation, cellular component: plasma membrane; cation channel complex. NCBI's taxonomy places the organism in Eukaryota, Metazoa, Chordata, Testudines, Trionychidae. The record is from RefSeq and is a predicted model, not a curated record.
AUGGCCGCCCUGUACCAGAGCGCGGACCCGUCCCCCUCGGCCUCCCCCAACAAGCUGCUGGCGCUGAAGGACGUGAGGCAGGUGAAGGAGGAGACCACCCUGGACGAGAAGCUCUUCCUGCUGGCCUGCGACAAAGGUGACUAUUAUAUGGUUAAGAAACUUUUGGAGGAGAACAGUUCAGGUGACAUGAACAUAAAUUGUGUGGAUGUGCUUGGAAGAAAUGCUAUAACCAUUACAAUAGAAAAUGAAAACUUGGACAUACUACAACUUCUUUUGGAUUAUGGCUGUCAGUCAACAGAUGCACUUUUGGUGGCAAUUGACUCAGAAGUGGUGGGAGCAGUUGAUAUAUUACUUAAUCAUCGACCAAAACGAUCCUCAAGGCCAACUAUUGUUAAACUUAUGGAGCGUAUUCAGAACCCAGAGUACUCAACUACUAUGGAUGUAGCACCUGUCAUUCUAGCUGCUCAUCGUAACAACUAUGAGAUCCUUACUAUGCUGUUAAAACAGGAUAUAUCUCUACCCAAACCUCACGCUGUUGGCUGUGAAUGCACAUUGUGCACUGCAAAGAACAAAAAAGAUAGCCUACGGCAUUCCAGAUUUCGUCUUGACAUCUAUCGUUGUUUGGCCAGUCCUGCUUUAAUAAUGUUGACUGAAGAGGAUCCAAUCCUGAGAGCUUUUGAACUUAGUGCAGACUUAAAAGAACUAAGUCUUGUUGAAGUUGAAUUCAGAAAUGAUUAUGAGGAACUAGCCCAACAAUGCAAAACUUUUGCUAAAGAUUUGCUUGCUCAGGCUCGGAACUCACGAGAGCUGGAAGUUAUCCUAAAUCAUACAGCUAGUGAUGAGCAUGUGGACAAACGAGGAUUGUUAGAAGAGAGGAUGAAUUUGAGUCGCCUAAAACUUGCUAUCAAAUAUAAUCAAAAGGAGUUUGUUGCCCAGUCUAACUGCCAGCAGUUUCUCAAUACUGUGUGGUUUGGACAGAUGGCGGGUUACCGACGCAAGCACACGUGUAAGAAGAUUUUGACUGUUUUGACAGUUGGCAUCUUUUGGCCAGUUCUGUCAUUCUGUUACUUAUUAGCCCCUAAAUCUCGAGUAGGUCGAAUAAUUCACACUCCUUUUAUGAAGUUUAUUAUUCAUGGAGCUUCAUAUUUCACAUUUUUGCUGUUACUUAAUUUGUAUUCAUUGGUCUACAAUGAGGAUAAGAAGAAUACAAUGGGGCCAGCACUUGAGAGAAUAGACUAUCUUCUGAUAAUAUGGCUUAUUGGAAUGGUGUGGUCAGAUGUCAAAAGACUUUGGUAUGAUGGCCUAGAAGACUUUUUAGAAGAAUCUCGUAAUCAGCUUAGUUUUGUCAUGAAUUCCCUCUAUUUGGCAACCUUUGCUCUCAAAGUAGUUGCUCAUAACAAGUUCCAUGAUUUUGCUGAUAGAAAAGACUGGGACGCAUUCCAUCCUACACUGGUGGCAGAAGGUCUCUUUGCUUUUGCUAAUGUUCUUAGUUACCUUCGACUGUUCUUCAUGUAUACAACCAGCUCUAUCCUAGGACCACUUCAGAUUUCAAUGGGGCAGAUGUUGCAAGACUUUGGAAAAUUCCUAGGGAUGUUUCUUCUUGUCUUGUUCUCAUUCACAAUUGGAUUGACCCAACUGUAUGACAAAGGAGUUACUGAAAAGGAAGAGAAGGACAAGGACUGUGCAGGAAUCUUCUGUGAACAGCAAAGCAAUGACACAUUCCAUUCGUUUAUCGGUACCUGUUUUGCUCUGUUCUGGUACAUCUUUUCCCUAGCACAUGUAGCAAUCUUUGUCACGAGAUUUAGCUAUCGUGAAGAAUUGCAGUCUUUUGUGGGCGCUGUUAUUGUUGGUACAUACAACGUAGUGGUUGUGAUUGUCCUUACCAAGCUCUUAGUUGCAAUGCUUCAUAAAAGUUUUCAGCUGAUAGCAAAUCACGAAGACAAAGAAUGGAAGUUUGCGCGUGCCAAGCUUUGGCUUAGCUACUUUGAUGACAAAUGCACGCUACCUCCACCUUUCAAUGUCAUUCCUUCUCCUAAGACUAUCUGCUAUCUCUUCAACAGCCUUAGUAAAUGGAUCAGCUCUCAUACUACUACUGGCAAAGUCAAACGUCAGAAUAGCCUGAAGGAAUGGAGAAAUCUGAAGCAAAAGAGGGACGAGAACUACCAAAAGGUGAUGUGUUGUUUAGUCCAUCGUUACUUAACCUCCAUGAGACAAAAGAUGCAAAGCAUGGAUCAAGCAACCAUGGAAAAUCUCAAUGAAUUACGGCAAGAUUUAUCAAAAUUCCGAAAUGAAAUGAGGGAUCUACUUGGCUUUCGGACAUCUAAAUAUGCUAUGUUUUAUCCAAGAAACUAAGGCCCAGUUUUUAAAAGGAUCAUGUUUAACUUUAGGUAUACCCACAGUUGACAGUGAUGGCUUAUUUCUGUUGCCAGACCAAACAGAAAAGCAGGUUUUUUGCACAACAUAAAAUUUGAAACUGUAUCUGCAUGAGUUUCAGCUAAGUUGAAAAGAUGUUACUAUGUCAUUCCUGUAAAGCUCUUUAAGUAUGUAAUGUACAGUAUGUAAAAUAUGUAUAUAGCAUUUUACACUAAAUGUUACCCAAAAUGUGGAUUUUGACAAAGUCACUUUAGCUGUUGGUCUACAGGUCUUCGGAGCUGGCAUGUUUUAUUUCCCCUAUUUUUUGCUCUUUUUUUUCCCCCCUCUUAGUUUUUUUUUUCUUUUUUUCUCCAAGUUGUGGGAAAAGAUGGAGAUUUUAACAAUACUUAAAAAUAAACCUGGUGCCUUCUUAAUAGAAAUUUAACCAGUAUGAUUUAAACUAGUUUGCAAUGGAAAUUUAAAGACUGCAUGAUUGUAUAGGUGCCAGAUUUUGUACAUGAUGUACUGAAUAUUAACAACUGUAAAACAUUGGGAAAUCAAUUUUGUGAUUUGUUCCCUGAAAAUUGCAGGGUAGUGGGGAUGUUUAAAUCUUGGACAUAGAGCCAAAGUAAGCUAUCCAUCUCCAGAACCUUAAUGGAUUCAUUUAAAAUAGUCAAGGCCUCUAAAUAACACACAAAGAUUUUUUAGGUAGCACUCUGUGUGCCAUAUGCAACUCUUGGGGUUUGGGAUUUUUUUUUUUUAAAUAGCCUCUUAAUUUUGAGUAGUGUUCAGAAAUACUUGUAUCUGCAUUACACAUCAUUGGCAUAGGAAAACAUUUUUUUAACAGGAAUUAGAUAUGGCUCUAGAGCAUAAAUGUUAUUUGUUUGCCAGGCUAAAUAUUUUUUUUAUUAAAACAAAUGGAAAUACUGUACAAUUAUUUCUGUGUAAGAACAUACGUUAUUCUUAUGAAUUGGAAGAUGUGCGUUCAGAAGAUUUUGGUUUGGGGUAUAAUUAUACCACAACUGGGAAUGAGUUUUCCAGCACAAUAGACAGGCUUGCUAAAAGUAGCAGCACAGCUGUGGGUAGCAUAGGUUGGGGCUUGGGCUAACUAUUCAAGUAUGUAUCUAGGAAGCUCACAUAAUUUUGUACUCACAACUAGCCCAGCCCAAGUUGUUGCCCAUGUUACAUCAGCUACUUCUAGUAUGCUGGCUUGAGCAGAGCUAGUGCUUGUCUAUCUGUGUUGAAGUACCCUCUCAGCUGCAUUGUGAAUGUUCUUUGAGAGACUUUUUUCAUAUCCUGUUUUAAAUGUAUCUUGAUAUUUUGUGUUCUUUCUGAAUUUACCGCUUCCAACUGCAAGGUGUUUAUAUCAUAAUUAUUUGUGAUUUUAAUUCUGCUUAUAAAGGAAAGUAAGAA